AUGCACCAAGAGCUCUUGAAGCAACAAAAAGAGCAAAUACAUGAAGAGAUUGAGGAGGAGCCUGGGCAGAAGGAAGUCCUUAGGAGGUAUCAGCCAAUGAUGACAGCAAUUAUGAAAGAGCUGAAUGAAAAUGAGUUGAAGGAGGCCCAGGUGAAAGCCGAUGAGUGGACAAAUCAAGCACCUGAUGCCACAGUCCAAGCCAAGACGGCUAAGAAGAAGGGCGAAAAGAUGAUCAAGCACUUCACAAAGGAGAUGUUUACUCAGGCCAGUAUGAGACUCUUUGUAUUGGGAUCCUGGAAGGAUGAGAAGGGCAGCCUGCUUACAUCUGGGCAAGUUGAUUCAGUCAACCGGUCGGUCAGGUUUGACUUCAAUGAACACCUCGGUAUGGGCUCCAGCUUCAUGAAAUGUAAGGACUGGCCGGUCAUCUUACUGGCAUGGGAAGACUUCAUCAUUGAUGCAUUCAACCAGGAUCAGGACCAGGACGGCACGCUGCUUGGAGGCACUCGCCGGGUUCUGAAACCUUAUGAUGAGUUUGACCUGGACCACAUGGGUUUGCCAAUGUUGCCCAAUAUUGAGGAUGUCUCACUCAACACCAAGAAGGGAAUGAUUCAGUCAUUCCUCACCAUUCAUUACCAUAAGCCUGUUGAUAGAAAAUCUGCAGCAUCAUCUGAUGCCCGCUACCACAGGAAUAUGCUGUGGAAAACUAAAGGUCCCAGUGCCUUGGAGCAACAUAAUGAAGGGACGAUUAACGACAAGGGCAAGAUGCACCCUCCUGUCGGCGAGGAGUCUGAGGAGUCUGACGGUGAUGCUGAUGAUGAGGGCAUGUGGCCCAGGCCAACCAAAGCGUCAUUGGCAACCACUGCACUGUCACUGGUUGGCAUUGCCAAACAGCAGCCGAGGCUCAUCAAACGAGUUCAUGUCAGCUCUGCUGAAGAAGAAUCUAACAAUACCGAUGCAGGUGUGUCUUGCUCAAAGGUCAAUGCGCGCGCUCCUGACUGUGCAAGGCAAUGGGCAAAUGCACAAUACAGUGACCAGGUGGGACACCAGUCAGAGUCAGAUGACCAGCCACUGCCCAAAAGCUUGGGGAAGAGAGUCAGAAUUGAGCCUGCCAUUGUCACACCGAGCACAGACUCAACAAAUGAAGACCAACCGAUGGACCAUGUGCCAUGCAAAACUGGGGCUACCAGAGAUGCAUCACUGGUGGUAAAUGACCGGUCACUGAAGAAGACCAAGGCUACCAGGGAUGUAUCACUGGCAGUAAAUGACUGGUCGCCCAAAAAGACCAAGGCUAUCAGAUCAGUCGUUCAGUCGCUCUCUGAUGCACCAGCAAAGAGCACCAGGAGCAAGGUUGACAAUGCACUUGGCGCCCAAAUUCGGCAAAAGCCGAAAAGAUAUGCUGACUAUGUGUAG
This is a messenger RNA of Suillus discolor, 1410 nucleotides long. RefSeq lists its product as uncharacterized. The record is from RefSeq and is a predicted model, not a curated record. Bases 1 to 1410 code for a protein of 469 amino acids. NCBI's taxonomy places the organism in Eukaryota, Fungi, Basidiomycota, Agaricomycetes, Boletales, Suillaceae. The transcript has 6 exons.